Messenger RNA from Didymodactylos carnosus, 480 nucleotides. NCBI's taxonomy places the organism in Eukaryota, Metazoa, Rotifera, Eurotatoria, Philodinida, Philodinidae. The record is from the annotation of a GenBank genome assembly.
AUGAUGAAGUCCAAUAGUCGAGACGGACUUACCGAAGGUGAGGGCAUAUGUUAUUAUCCGCGAGAUUCUGGUGUAGUGUCCUAUCGCGGAGAAUACCACCGUGGUCGACGCCAUGGAAAUGGAACAUUAGUAUGGAGAGACGGACGAACGUAUACGGGCAAAUUUGCUAAUGAUCGUAGAGGCGGAAUAGGAACCAUGACGUACAGAGACGGGAGUACGUAUACUGGUGCUUUCGUCAAAGGUCGGAGACAAGGGAAAGGACAGCGGACCUAUGCCAACGGUUCUACUUAUCAAGGUAGUUACGAAAAUGACGUGAAACAGGGCCUUUUCGUUGUUCACAAUGGCAAUGGCGAUCGAACUAUAGAGGUUUAUGAUAAAGGCGAAUUGAAAAAGCGAUCUUCCAGUCGUCUGAGAAGUAACAGUGUUAGUAACGACUACGGCGUCUUUUCGAAGCGCACGAACAGCACUUCGAGCGUGUAG